GCGCUCGCGGGCAGUCGGCGCGCGGGCCGGGCCGGCGUCCCCUCAGCCUCGCUCGCCCGCCCGCCCGCGUCGCCCCGGGGCCCGGGGGAUGCCCCGGACCGGGCGCUCCCAUGGCGGCCGACGUCUUCAUGUGCUCCCCGCGCCGGCCUAGCAGCCGGGGCCGCCCGGUGCUGCUCAAACCCCCGGUGCCUGAGGACGACGACGACUCGGACACGGAUGAGCCGUCCCCGCCGCCCGCCUCCGGAGCGGCCACCGCGGCCCGGGCCCACGCGAGCGCCGCGCCGCCGCCGCCCUGGGCCGGGCCGGGCCGCGAGGAGCCGCCGCGCCGCCAGCAGAUCAUCCACAGCGGCCACUUCAUGGUGUCGUCGCCGCACCGCGAGCACCCGCCCAAGAAGGGCUACGAUUUCGACACGGUCAACAAGCAGACGUGCCAGACCUACAGCUUCGGCAAGACCAGCUCCUGCCACCUGUCCAUCGACGCCUCGCUCACCAAGCUCUUCGAGUGCAUGACCCUGGCCUACAGUGGGAAGUUGGUGUCUCCAAAGUGGAAGAAUUUCAAGGGCCUGAAGCUCCAGUGGAGAGACAAGAUCCGGCUCAAUAACGCCAUCUGGCGGGCGUGGUACAUGCAGUAUUUGGAGAAGCGCAAAAAUCCCGUAUGCCACUUCGUCACUCCACUAGACGGCUCUGUGGAAGUGGAUGAGCAUCGCCGGCCCGAGGCCAUCACCACAGAAGGGAAGUACUGGAAAAGCCGCAUUGAGAUCGUGAUCCGGGAAUAUCACAAGUGGAGAACCUACUUCAAGAAAAGGUUACAGCAGCACAAGGAUGAGGACCUCUCCAGCCUGGCCCAGGAAGAUGACAUGCUUUAUUGGCACAAACAUCGGGAUGGAUGGAAGACCCCAGUCCCAAUGGAGGAGGACCCACUGCUGGACACAGACAUGCUCAUGUCAGAAUUCAGCGACACACUUUUUUCCACACUCUCCUCACACCCACCGGUGGCCUGGCCCAACCCACGGGAAAUAGCACAUCUGGGAAAUGCAGACAUGAUUCAGCCGGGGCUGAUUCCUUUGCAGCCCAAUCUGGACUUCAUGGACACUUUUGAACCUUUCCAAGAACUCUUCUCUUCCAGCCGCUCCAUUUUUGGCUCCAUGCUGUCUGCACCUGCCUCAACAUCUGCACCAGAUCCCAACAGCCCACCUGCUCAGGAGAGCAUCCUGCCCACCACCUCUCUCCCCACCGUGAGCCUCCCUGACAGUCUCAUCGCAUCCCCCGCAGCCACUGCCCUGGACUCCACAGAUAGGCCGGGCUGUGAACGCACUUCCCAGCCUGAGGAUCCCUUUAUCCAGCCCGCAGACUUUGGUCCCUCGGCGCCCCCACUGAGUGUCCCACAGCCUUUCCUCCCCGUGUUCACCAUGCCUGUGCUCUCGCCCAGCCCCACCCCAGUGCCGGCUCCUCCUGCUGUGCCACUAGUCCCUCCUGCCACCCCCCUGAACCCCCCAACCCCACCCACCUUCCUGCAGCCACAGAAGUUUUCUGGAGCCAACAAGUCCCCCGCUGUCAUUACCCACACUGCUUCCACCACUCUCACGCACGACGCCUCUGCCACCACCUUCAGCCAGAGCCAGGGCCUUAUCAUCACCACUCGCCACCCCACCCCCUCAGCAUCCCCCUGUGGCCUGGCACUGUCUCCGGCCACCCAGCAGCCAGCUGUUGGGCCUCUGCAACCCCGUUUAACUUUUGUGCAUCCCAAACCUGUAUCCUUGGCUGGAGGGAGGCCCAAGCAGCCCCCCAAAAUAGUGCCUGCUCCCAAACCAGAGCCCAUGUCCUUGGUAUUGAAGAAUGCUUGCAUUGCCCAAGGUCUCCAUGGCUUGGGGCCUCCCCCUCACCUUCUUGUUCUGGCAGCUGCCUUCUCAGGACGGCCACAAGCAGUGAUCAUGACAGGCCCUCUGAAGAGAGAAGGGAUGUUGGCUUCAACCGUGUCCCAGUCCAAUGUGGUCAUCACGCCUGCUCCCAUCGCCAGGGCUCCUGGAGUCACAGAGUUCCACAGCAGCAUCCUGGUGACAGACCUGGGCCACGUCACAAGCAGCCAGCCUGGCCCCAUCUCCCGGCUCUUCUCUGCAAGCUCAGUGCAAGACUCCCUAGUGAAGGGCGAGCAGGCCCCACUGCACGGGGGCAGUCCCCAGGGUGCUGUCGCGGGUUCUGGUCGGGAUGGCCCAAACUCCGGGCAGGCCUCUCCGUGUGCUUCAGAACACAGCCCCAGUCCUCAGUCUCCCCAGAACAACUACUCAGGGAAAUACUCUGCAGAUUCCAAAAAUGUGGUUGUGUUAAAGAACCGGCAGAUGAAGCACAUUUCAGCCGAGCAGAAGAGGCGCUUCAACAUCAAGAUGGGCUUUGACACCCUGAACAGUUUGAUCUCUAAUAACUCCAAGCUGACCAGCCAUGCCAUCACGCUGCAGAAGACAGUGGAGUACAUCACCAAGCUGCAGCAGGAGCGCAGCCAGAUGCAGGAGGAGGCGCGGCGACUGCGGGACGAGAUUGAGGAGCUCAACGCCACCAUCAUCUCCUGCCAGCAGCUGCUCCCUGCCACAGGAGUCCCCGUCACCCGGCGCCAGUUUGAUCACAUGACAGACAUGUUUGAUGAGUAUGUGAAGAGCCGGACCUUGCAGAAUUGGAAGUUCUGGAUUUAUCAUCAUCAAGCCGCUAUUCGAGUCCUUCAAGGGGAUGGUGUCCACCAGCAGCCUGGAAGAACUGCACCGGACGGCACUGUCCUGGCUGGACCAGCGCUGCUCCUUGCCCAAACUCAGGCCAAUGGUGCUGAGCACCCUCCGGCAUCUGAGCACCACCACCUCCAUUCUGACAGACCCGUCCCAGCUGCCAGAGCAGGCCGCGGAGGCUGUCACCAGACGUGGCAAGAGGUCGGGGGAGUCUUAGUGCUUAGCCGGCACGUGCCGCACAAGAUGCCAGAAGACCCUUCCCUGCCUGUGGAGAGGAGGCUGCAUCCCACACCUCUCCUGACGCAGAGCCUCAGGGCCUCCCUCCAACUCUGCCAGCCCCCUGGGCCGCUCGAAUGCCACGCUCAGGUCUGAAGCAGGUUCGGGUCCUGCCAACAGCAGUAGUCCAUCCUUGGGAGCUCCUUGCUGUCAACUCUCACUCAUCGACCUCAGUCACAACCUCUGCUGCCCUCAGGGCAGCCCAGACAGGGAAACACCACAGUUCAUUCCUGUCCUGCUGGUCUGCCAGGCCCACGGAAGUAGGUGGGCCCGAGGAGGCAACACCUGCUCCUGGAAUUAGAAAACGAACAGGUCCCUGCCCAGUCCCUGUCUGUUGCAUCCUGGCGGUCGUCUCUGGAUGAUUACCUGCUGCUCUGGCCCGCCCUGGGGCGGCAGGAAGACAUUUUCCUUCCUCCCCCAGACUCUGACCUGUAGACAGGCUUGGACAGCUGCUCAGGCUUUCACAUGGCCAGCUGCCUGGGAAACCCCGGACUCACAUGUGCAAAAGCAGAGGGUGUGAAUGCACGUGGACAGAAAGGAAAGCACAAAAAAUGCAAAGCUCCAGCUCGGAGACCCUCCUGGGUGGCCUGUGACCUGUUCUGAUUUGGCUCCACUUGCGUGGCGGGCAGCACCCCCAGCAUCGCUGAUGGGAAUGGUAGUGUGGACUUGGUCCAAGAUUUUGCCAGGCGUGAGCUCUCAGAGUGAUCUUUCCACCCUGUUCUCCACCGGCUUUCACACUCAGCCUCGGACGCGCCAGCAGUGGCCCUUCGGGUGCAGCAUUCAAAAAGCCAGGCUCCAGGGUGCUUCCACCAGCCUGGUCAUCUUGUCUGCAUUGUUCACCCGGGAGCCUCAAACUGGAAUGGUUCUCGGGCCAAAGAGGUCACCACACCCAAAGGCUGUCCAGUCCUGUUUGGAGGAAGAAAUGGAAUGUCGACAGGCGGAAUUCCUGGCCAGCCUCAGCUGUCCAGACAUCGCCCAGAUCCAAUAGUAAAGAAUUGCACUGAGUUGAUAGGUGGGGGGUCCCUAGGGCACCGGGUUGUUUCCAGGUAUGGGGAUUACAGCGAAGGGUCCAGAGGAAGGCAUGGCAGGAGGCUGGUCUGGGCCAGUCCUCGCUGUGUCUGCAGGAGUAGCUGUGGGUGAAGGGCGCUCUAACACCCAGGAAGCCUAGCCCGGCCAAAGGCACCUUCUUGUUGAAAGAAUGUGUUUUUAUCGUCCUGCUGUGAAGUUCAGAGGGGCCCGCUGUCUCUCCUCCCACCAGAGAUGGAGUGGACAGUGCUGGGCAGGCCAGGAGAGCUGGGUGGGCUUUGAGGAGGCCCAGGAGCCAUGUGAGGGGGACCACGGCUACCUCCUGAGGUUGUGAUCCACUAGGAGGCUCCCCCUGGUUCCUGGAAGGCUGAGGAAGGUGCUCAGAGGGUGGCCAGCCCUGCCUCAGCCUUGGGUGGUGAGGCUGGAUGGGGGUUCUUCCCCAUGUUGCCGUCCGCACCAGCACCUCUGCUGCAGAUCACUAACCUGUCACCUGCCCCCUGGUCUAUGCUUCCACCCCCUCGGCCUCCCCAGAACACGUGUUUACAGGCCUCUGGAUCCCUCUCCUGAGAGGCAAGCACAAGAUGAGGCUAGGCUGGUUCCUCAUUUCCAUGGGAUGUGGUAAGAGAACCAUCGUUACCCCCAGGUAAACAUGAAGCCCCCUUCAAAAGGGGAAGACCACCGUGGUAAGGGCUCCCUUAGGGCCAAAGGGGAAAAGGAAAACACGAAACGUUCGCAGCUGUUAGGGCUCAUGGAGGGGCGUGAGCUCGGCCCCUCCACAGAUCUGUGCCUUCAUAAACCACGUGGGUGGCCGCAGUGCUUGGCCCAGCCUAGACCUCUCCUAAAUCUGUAGCUUUCUCCCCACCCCUUGCUGGGAGUCCUUUUUUUAAAACAAAUUCAGAUAUAAAAUGGGCCUCUUGCUUCGUUGGCCUACCUCUCUCCAUUUCUCCCUUUUGCUGAUGUAAUGAUCAGAUUCUGUUUUGGUAGCUGUUCAAGGCUGUUAGGCUAUGUGUGACUUCGAAGGGUGUGUGUCUGUGUGGCAUGAUUUUGUUUGAGGUAUUUCCUUAAAUCCAUUUCUCUUGGUGCUCACGAUUACCGUGGCUGUAGGGCCACAAAGCUGUUUCUCUUACUGCAGACACACUGUUGCUAGUCCUCCAGGUUUUCUUGUUCUUGAAUCUUGCCUGAUGAAUCUGGCCAGCACAAGGGCCUCUCAACCUCUAUCCUUGGGUCCCGGCCACCGGCCAGGGCAUGGGGAAGCUGAGGCAGUCUGCCAACGGCCUCCAGUAGAUGCUGACCACGGGGCUGUGGUUUGUUUACACUUAUAUCACUCCAACUCCCAUAAAAGAGACUUAAAAAUGCUGACACUUAGGAGAAUGAGAAAAUCAAUCUGAAAAGGGGAAAAAAAUCCUGUCUGGUACAUUCAUUUCUGCAAGUAUUUCUGUGAAAUCUUUCUGUGCCAUCAGCUCCCUGCACCGCUCUUUCCUCUUUCACAAUGAGUGGGGAUGCAGGGACAGAGCAGAGGCCACUGUGGGGCUUUCUGAAAGCCGAAAGGCCUGUCCCUCCUGACCCAGGCGGCUUACACACCAGCUGUCACCCCUCAGCAGGUCCCCAACCUGUGGCAGACCCACAGCUUUGCAGCAGUUUUCACAGCACCAGGGAAGCAGUUCCUACGUCAGAAAUUAGUGCUGAUGGAAGGAGGGGCCGGGGCAGGGCAGUGAAAUCCCCAGCAUGCUGUGGAUUGAGGUUGCAUAUGGGUCCUUGGGCAACCACCUUUCUCCACUUCCUGUCCUUGUGACAUGACCCCAUUUCACCUUUCCAGAGGUUGGGCCUGAAGGUGUUUUUGCUGUGCCAAUAGAAAUAUAAACUUAGGUUCUUAGAGGACAUGGGACUCCAGCAUGGUGCCCAGCCCCUUUGUCCCAUCCAGGUGAAGGGGUGUGGUCGUGGGUGACAUCAUUCAUUGCCUGAUCCUAGCUUAGCCACCUCCAAAAGGGGUCACACACCCCUGUCUCCAUGUGCAGUUCUGGCUGGCUCCACCCCAGCUUCCUCUCAGGUUGGGCCUCCUUCCUUGAGAGGCCUGGCUUCCCACCAAACGAAUCUAGGGACAGCAGGAUCGUUGUUUUCAAGGUCACAAGUGUUUGCUUUCUGGCUGAACAAGAGCUCAUCAGAGUGGAGCGGGACUGUACUGUGGGUCUGUCCCCCCGUGGCCAGCAGACUCGCUCAGCGUGCAGGGGGUGGGUGCUAUGGGCCAGGCCCCACGCUGCCUGCCCUGGCCUCCUCGGUUCAGUUCUUUUACCUCACUGGCUCCGAUGGGCAGGCUUGGAGCCUUGCCUCAUCACCCCUCCUACUCUCAGCAGCCCCUUCCCCUCCGGUGGUCACCUGGUCCCUCCACGGUCUUUGUCCCACUGACUGGGUGUAAGCUGGGCUGCUCUUCUGUCUGGUGGGAGAUUGCCUUUCCCGGGAGAUUCCCUGCUUGCCAUUAAGCUCUUUGCAGUAGGUGAACUGCUGACACCCCCGCCCCCCCCACUCCCUACACUUAGUUUUGCAAAGUGUUCUCUGUGGGACCUGGUUGGGAUGGAGCUGGGAGAGCCCUGAUGUGGCCGCCUCGGGCUCGGUGCCUCAUAUAUUAAGAUUUUCCCCACGUCUGAACAUGGGGAAGGAGAGAGGAGGGCGAGGCUGGAGGAUGGAAGAGCUUGGAAGCUCGACAUGUUUGUACCAUUCAGGAGCUGCCUUGGUCGUGGCCCACUCAGCAGGUCUUUGUGGUUGGAGGGGCUCCAGGAACAGGGAAAAGCGUUAGGAGCUUACCCCCCCACCCCCGCCAGUCCCUCCACAGGGGUCAGCUGCCUGAUUCUCUCCUUCUGAGGACGUGGCUCUCCCGGCUCACAUGUGGGGGCUGUUUCCUUGUCAGGCUUGUGAAAAUCAGCCUUGGAGAAAAAAGGGAACUUUUUUAUACUGAUUGUUGGCUUUGACUCUGUGUGUGUGUGUGUGUGUGUGUGUGUGUGUGUGUGUGUGUGAGUGUGUUUACUUAAUGAAAUUUUAUUUUUGUGAAAUUCCUUUCCAAUUAUGUAGCAGAAUUCACCUUCACCUCCCAGUCAAACUUUUGGUUCCACAGUCGACCGUGGGCGUCGCUGAUUUGAAGAAUUCUCUUCUGCGUUUCUGAACAGACAUGUUGCUCUCAGGAACUGAGCUUGUGCAGGGCUGGGAGAAACUCAAGUUUUAUACGUUUCCAUAGAGUUUCCAUCCUGCAGUUAGAAGGUAGGAAGGGCCCGGCCCUGGGAGACCCGGCCCAGCUGUGUGCUCGCGUGGGAGCCGAGCACAGCCUCCCCCACACCCCUGCCACUCCACACCUGAGCCCUCUCACGGCCCAGACACCACGCUCUUUAAUUGUCCGGGUUCCGUUCCCUGUGCAAUGGGUCGCUUUUUCCUGCUGGGAGCUUCGGUGAUGGUGUCAGGGCUCCUUUAGGGGACAGUUACCCCCGUCUAGGAAAGAAACCCCCGCGGAGUCUGGGCAGCAGAGGCUCCCUCAGGCCCGUGUCGCCCAGAGCACAGCCCUAUCACGCGUGUCGAGAAGCAUGUUUCCACCAGCUGUGUUCAACACUACAAUGCAGUUUGAAAACUACAUUUACAUCCAGAACAAUAAAAAGCCGUAUUUUUUGGAAA
Myotis myotis is the source of this 7667-nucleotide messenger RNA. It is a transcript of the gene MLXIP, whose product is annotated as MLX interacting protein. Gene Ontology annotation, cellular component: nucleus. Gene Ontology annotation, biological process: regulation of transcription by RNA polymerase II. Gene Ontology annotation, molecular function: DNA-binding transcription factor activity, RNA polymerase II-specific; RNA polymerase II cis-regulatory region sequence-specific DNA binding; protein dimerization activity. The coding region runs from base 111 to 3083 and encodes 990 amino acids. NCBI's taxonomy places the organism in Eukaryota, Metazoa, Chordata, Mammalia, Chiroptera, Vespertilionidae. The transcript is spliced from 17 exons. The record is from RefSeq and is a predicted model, not a curated record.